AAGAAAACCAAAUUAUAGUAAUCAUCUUAGAUGGCUUCCACUUUCGCUUUCUUGUCUUAAAUGGAAACUUCGUUGCUUAUUUCUUGAACAACACUUGUAAUUGCAAGCAAGCAACCUCCACUAGUAUCCAUUUUCUUUUUCUCCCACGAAAAGGACUUAAAACUUGCAACGUGUAUGACCCAUAGUCUCUCCUAAUUUUUUUCUUUUCGAAAUGUUUGUUAACUUCAAUUUUUAUGUUAAUCUACAUCAAUUAGGAGCAGCUUCAAAAUAUGGAAAACGUUCAUAUUGUGGUACCAAGUUUAUGCUUGAAGUUUCGUCUUCUGUAGCUCUCUGGUCCAAAGAAAGAUCAACAACAAUAGUUUUUAUAUAAGAAAAUUAAAUACCCUCUAGAAAUAUGUGUUCAUCCAUAAACUAAAAAGCUCAGAACUACCAUCCAGCUUUCAUUAGUAAAACUUAGUACGAAAGAUCACGAGUAUCAUCUACUAAAACAUGGUUUAAAUAUUCUUAUAACCAAUGGUUAUGAGAAAUAAAGUAUCAAAGAGAGAAAGGAUCUUGGCAAAGAACACAAUCAAUACUUCUUAUUGUAGGUCCAAAAUAGUAACAUCUUCUUUUGUCACUUCAUGUUGUAGAUAAGCUCCAGAAGAUUUAUCACACCUCCCAGACCUAAAAUAUACAUCUAAUAUAGUUUUCUUCAUAAGUACAUCUAUAGUUUCACCAAUGUAUUUUAAUAUAGAAUUUUUUCUUGUCUUUGCAAGUUAUUAUGUGUAUUAAGUCUAAACUAGUACGUGUGGUUGUGGAUGUUUACCGUUAAUAUAAGCAACACAUAUUGUCUUUAUAACUACAGAUUAUAUCAAAUAUUAAUUGUUAGUCUUCUUCAAAAAAUUAAUAAUGUUAAAAACAAUGUUCUGUUCCAACAACACUAGCAAAAUAAUGUUUAGAGAAUAAGAUUUUAUUAUGUAAAUAAGCGACUGAUCAUGCAAAUAAUUUAUUAGAACAAAUAUGUUUUUAUUUGUUAGAAAUGUUGCAAAUCUGAAGUUUUACUUUGCAACUUUCUUUGGUGGCUUACACUAAAUGCGUCAAUCUCGCUUGUAUGUUGUAUAACUCCAAAUCGUAAAUCAUCAAAACCAUUUUGGUGUCUGAAUAUUCUUUUGGUGUCUUCUUCUUCUUUGCUCUCUAUUAAAGGAUCUAGAAACCCCUUCACAACAAUGAGAUAGAGAGAGAGAGAGAGAGAGAGAGAGAGAGAGAGAGAGAGAGAGAGAGAGAGAGAGAGAGAUUCAAGUAUCUCCUCAAGAUCACUAUUACCACAAAAUAAAAAUAUUCAAGAAGACUGCAUGGAUCUAGAAGAUUGGGAGUUACUCCCCAAGAAUCUCUACAAGGGUCUCGAUCUCGAUCACGACGAGGAUCAUGAAGCAGCGAUGAGGAUCAUCAGAAACACUGAGAAAAGCUUCGACAUGGAUUACUUUAUCUGCCCGACACAAGAUCCUGUCGGAAAAAUAGAGUUCCAUAGAAGACCAAGCGUGGUCCCCACACAGCUCCUCCAAGUUCCCGUUAAUUGGGAACCUGUGUACACCGUGGAUGACACAGAUCACAAGAAGAACCAGGAUCAGGAUCCGGAACUUGUGACGGAAUCUGUUCCGUCGCCGAGAAUAACUUUCAAAACAGCGAAGGAAAACGAAUUUGUCGACAUGAAAAUAGACUUGCCAGCGAGGUUCACAAGUCCUCUCCCUCAGAAAGAUGACAAACACUCUGUCUCAGGAAGAGUGUUAGCAAGAGAGUACUAUGGUGAGAUGGGAACAGAGGUUGAGGAAGGUAGUGACGUGAAGUGCAAGAAAGAAGUUGAUUGGGAGGAGGAGAAGAACAAACGUGGUGAAAAAAUGAAUCUGUGGAAGAUGGGUCUUCAUGGAAUUGGAGCUAUAUGUUCAUUUGGUGUUGCUACUGCUGCUGCCACUUUAUAUGUCUUCUUCCUUGGACGCAACAAUAGCAUACGAGGUUGUCGGAACAAGAACCAGAUCCUCAGGUUCCAGAUCUACUCUGAUGAUAACAAGGUAAGCGAAUGAAGGAAGUAGUGAAGCAUGCAACAAAACUAAACGAAGCAAUCUCUGUGCUGAAAGGUCUUCCGGUGGCAAGAGCUCAGAUAUCUUUUGGAGGACACUAUGAUGGACUUUGAAAUCAUGGGCAUCCCACCCGUUUAUAGAUACAUCAGAGCCAAAUGUCUACUGUUCUAUUACCAUGGGCACUAUAGCUUAUAUACAUUAUGAAUUUAGGAAAUUCAAUAUUGUAUCAUGUUUGUAAAAUUAACAUUAUUCGUCCGAAUGCUUCUAGUUAGUUAUAUGAACAUUGAUAUGAUUGUACACUUAUUGAGUUGUUACAAAA
Brassica rapa (field mustard) is the source of this 2373-nucleotide messenger RNA. RefSeq lists its product as uncharacterized. The record is from RefSeq and is a predicted model, not a curated record. Lineage: Eukaryota; Viridiplantae; Streptophyta; Magnoliopsida; Brassicales; Brassicaceae.